This is a messenger RNA of Lucilia cuprina (Australian sheep blowfly), 2716 nucleotides long. Its product is annotated as leucine-rich repeat neuronal protein 4. The transcript is spliced from 6 exons. The record is from RefSeq and is a predicted model, not a curated record. Gene Ontology annotation, molecular function: protein binding. Bases 932 to 2503 code for a protein of 523 amino acids. Lineage: Eukaryota; Metazoa; Arthropoda; Insecta; Diptera; Calliphoridae.
UUUAUACGUUCUAUCUAUAUUUCGUUUGUUCAAUACAAUUGUUGCGUGCAUUUGAAAAAAGUUUUAUAAAACGUGUUGUUAUUCACUGACUGACUGACUACUGUAGUAGUAGUGCAACUGGAAACGUUUCGUUUUCAUUUGUUAUUUAUUUUUCAUUUUGUGUUACUCUUUCUCGGCUAAUCAAGUUUUCUCGAUAGCAAUAACAACAUCAAUAAAAAAUAUAUAUAAAAAAAUAUUUAUUUGAAAAAAAACUUAAAUGUUAAUGUUGCAUUUGAUUGGAUUUUUAUAUUUAUUUAUAUCAAUCACUUCAACAUAAUGUGACAUGAUGGUGAUACAAUCAAACAAUCUGUUGCUGCUGUUGUUUCUCAUAUGAAACAAAAUAUGAAGAGUACAUUUAAAAUAGUCUCGCCCGAUCACUGUACUGCAAUAUUAUAUUUCGUUUUUUUAAUAAUGUGUUGAUUUUUUCUCAAUAAAAUGUUAAAUUUAUACGCGUGUGUGCUUUAGGCAAGAGUGCGUAAAAAUAAUACUUAGAUCAUUAUUUAUUUAAAAAAGUGAAUGCGCUGCUCAAUCAAUUUAUGAAAAGUAAUAUUUACUUUAUCAAUAAAAUAUAAUAAAUACACUAACAACAGCAGUAAAAUUGAUAACAUACACAUAUUUUUUUAAGAAUAAAAAAAGAAAAAAAAUACAACAUUUUGUUUUAAAAUUGCUGGUUAAACACAAGGAAAAAGUAAUAAAAUUAAUAUUUUUUAAAAAAGAAAUAUUAAAUGACGUGUUUGUAUUAAUAUAAAUUCUUAUAAAAUAUAUAAAAUAGUGCCAUAAUUAACUAAAUUGCUACUGGAUAUUAUAUACUCCUCAUCAAGAAUUGAUUUAUAAUGUUUAAAUAAUAAACCAUAAACGAGAGCCAUUAAAAAAACUACAUAUUUCUACGAAAAUGGAUAAAUUUAGUUUAUUACUGUUACUAUUCUUUACAACAGCAAUCUGUUGGCUACCACAUAUUGCUGGCCAGCAUGAAAACAUACUAUACGAAAAUGUUGCAAACAUUUGUGAAACAUGCGUAUGUUUAGAUACACAAGAUGUUGGCAAUAAAAAUCAAACACAUCAUAUGUUAAGUUGUGUGAUGAAAGGAUUCAAGCAUAUAUUGGCAAGGUGGCCAGAGGAAUUUGGCAAAAAUAAUGAAAAAGAAAACGUAAUUGUGGCCAGUUUUUCGGGUAACACCAUCGAUAUAUUGCAACAAUUGCCUUCAACCAAUGGUACAUUGAGUUUUGCUUGUCGCCAUUGUGGUAUCAAACAUUUGCAAGUACCCACAUUUAUGGAUGUUCCAAAUAUAAUUUCAUUGGAUUUGGCCUAUAACGAAAUCACAAAUGAUGAAUUGACACCGGAUGUUUUUAGGGGACCCUAUCAUAUAACCAGUUAUGAACCGAUUGCUUUAAUCGAAUUGGAUUUAAGUCACAAUAAACUUAACUCUUUGGAUCGAAGAAUUUUUGAGCAUACGCCUAAUAUCACGAAAUUAAAUUUAAGUUGGAAUAGCUUUAAGGUUUUGGAUAAUCCUACGACUAUGGCUUUAGCUUCGGCAUCUUCGUUAGAGAAUCUAGAUCUCUCUCACACUGGUAUUAAAUCUAUGGCUUCAGUUAUUUUUGAGAAACUUACAUCUUUAAAGGUAUUAAAUUUGGCUGGUAAUGAAUUUGUUCAUUUACCCGAAAAUUUCCAACUGAUUGGGCAAAGUUUGCGAAGCUUAAAUUUGGCCGGCAAUAAAUUCAGUGACUUUAGUGAAGGCAGUUUUCUGGGUUUAAAAGCUUUGCUGCAUCUAAACAUUAGUAGUAUGCCAAAUUUAAAGACAAUACAGAAUAAUACUUUUUCUCGUUUGGAGCAUUUAACUCAUUUAGAUUGUUCAAACAAUCAAAAGUUGGAGAGCUUUGACUUAGAUAGCUUAAUGCAUUGCGGAAACUUGACCUAUCUGGACAUCUCAUAUUGCAAUCUAACAUCUCUUAAUCUUAAUAUGAAUCUGUCACCGUUGUCUGCAGAUAAUAAUACAAAUAUUACUUUACCAAAACCUUGGCCUUUACUCAAAACUUUUAAAACUGUUGGCAAUUUAUGGGUGUGUGAUUGUCAGCUAUUUCAAGUGCUAGAGUACGCUGGGUCGCAUCAUCUUUAUACAGAUGAACAGAUACGUUGUGAUAGUCCCUAUAUACUUGCGGGUGCCCGUUUGUCUAAUUUAACCGCAAAGCAAAUUUGUUCAAUUCAAAUUCCCAAAAAAUACAAAGUUAUCGAUGAGGAUCCACCACGUUUUAGACGUAAACGUUAUAUUAUUUUAACCGUUAUUACUGCAUCAGUGGUAGUGGUGUUGGGUUUAAUUAUCGGCUUUAUAGUGGUGUGUAUACGAAGACGUUUAAAACGGGACGAUUUUGGGGUAGAACCUAUACGUUAUACCAGUGUGCGUAGUAGUAAUCUAUCGGCAUUUUCACAGGGUCAUACCAAUGGUGCGGUCAGUAAUGGAAGUGUUUGAUAAUUGUUGCAAACACUCAGAAAGUUUUUCAUUUUGUAUAUUUAAAACAGUAAUUCAAGGCUGAUUUUAAGCAGUAAACUAAGGUUUAAAAAUAUGUUUGUAAUUGGGUAAAUAAAUCUAGUUUUAAGUGUAAGUUUUUUAUAUUGAUAUGAAAAAAAAACAGAAACGAAUUUUUGACCAAAGAUUGUUAAUAAUAAAUAUUGUGUACGAUAA